Lepisosteus oculatus (spotted gar) is the source of this 5458-nucleotide messenger RNA. Lineage: Eukaryota; Metazoa; Chordata; Actinopteri; Semionotiformes; Lepisosteidae. The record is from RefSeq and is a predicted model, not a curated record.
UGUGAAUGUGCUGGGCCCCUCUCUCUCGCUCUCCCACUCUCUCACUCUCUCAGCGCAGUGGGGCUGCAGCCAGAGAGACAGGCCCAGGGUGGCGGGGGGGACACAGCACAGCCCGGAGACCACCAGCGCGGCGCUGGCCUGGGGAGUUCGCAGAUCUCGAGGAAAGGGAGAAAAGCAGGGGGGGGCGUGGGAGACGUUCUCCGCAACGGAGGCAUCAGAGAAAAGGAGGGUCUGGGGGCCAGGCGAUUAGGGUCACUUGAUGUAGCGCCCUGUGAGGAGCUGGUCCCCGAUUAUUGCAAGCGAGACCCAGAGAGGCCUUGUCAACACCCGGGAGCGCCGCAGUGGGGAAUGCUGGGAGUGUUGUCCUCUGAUGGCAGCUGGGGGGACCCAGGGACAGAGCGUCGUGGGGAACGAGUCCCUGCACCCCUCGCUGUGGUCUCAGACCAUGAACUACGUGGGCCAGCUGGCGGAGACGGUGUUCGUGACCGUGAAGGAGCUGUACCGGGGGCUCAACCCCGCCACGCUGACCGGCGGCAUCGACGUCCUCGUUGUGCGGCAGCCCGACGGCUCCCUGCAGUGCUCGCCGUUCCACGUGCGCUUCGGCAAGCUGGGGGUGCUGCGCUCGCGCGAGAAGGUGGUGGACAUCGAGAUCAAUGGGGAGCCGGUGGAGCUGCACAUGAAGCUGGGCGACAACGGGGAGGCCUUCUUUGUGGAGGAGAGCGAGGACCUGCAGGACAGGGUCCCAGCGCACCUUUGCACAUCCCCCAUCCCCCUGGAGAGCGCCGAGGACUGCGAGGCCCCAGGGACGCCUCUCAGCGGCGCCUCCCGCAGGAAGAAGCGGCGACGCAAGCGCACGCGUUCGGACGCCCCCUGGCGGGAAGAGGGGAGCUCCUCCUCCGAUGAGCGGGACGUCCCGGAGAGCGAGGGAUCUGGGCCAGAGCUGCCCGCACACCUAGCAGCCAGCAGUUCUGUCUACUAUUCCUUUUCGGAGGACCCGGCGCUAGAAACAGGCAACACGCUGUCCCGAGACGUCCAUCCCUAUUCCGAUGGAGAGUGGUCGCUCUCCGAGAGCGUGUUCCAGAGCCGACCCUCAUCCCCCAAAAGUGAUUCAGAGCUGCUGGUCCGCCCACAGGAGUCUAUGGGGCCCCAGAUGCAGUGGGCCUGGGGCCGCUUCCCGAAGGUCAAACAGAGUGAAAGACCUAAGUCAGAGGCCCAGGUAGGAGAGCAGUUCUCUCCGACCAUCCAGCCCUCGGUGAGCACUCACUUCCGGGCCAUCCAGCGACAGGACUCCUUCGAGAUGGAUGUGCCACCCGGGGAGAGCUUGGAACAAGAUGGCAGUGUGACGGUCCUGAGGCCCGAACCCAGACUGAGACCUCCAGGGCUUCAGAUCCCAGAGGAGAGGCCACAUCACGAGCACCCAGAGCCCACUCACACCACAUGUUCUGCCCUGGGAGAAAACACAGACCUCCAACAAGCACCAGGCAUCCUGGAGUUGGACAACGCAGGCCCGCCACUUCCAGAGACACUACAUGCCGAGGGGAUCAGUACCCCAAGGCCUGCCCAAGAAAGCAGAUCUGAAACAGCAGAGCCCUCAGCAGAGACCUUGGCAGUGCAGGAUACGACUGUGUGCCCCCAGAGCAGUCAAGCCACGGAGAACGUCGGGGUCACAGAGAGCUGUGAGCCAGGGGAGAGUUCAACGGGAGAAGCUGGCCUCACUUCUUCGGAGACCGCCAUGAAACCUGAAUCCCAGGAGAAAAAGAAAGGUAAACGCAGCCAGCACCUGGGCCCUGCAGACAUCUACCUGGAUGACCUGACCAGCCUGAACCCGGAGGUGGCAGCCCUGUACUUCCCCAAGAGUGACAGUGAGAUGGGCGUGCGGGGGGGGGCGGACCGAGGAUCGCUGUCCGGUACCCAGUCGCCGCAGUCGGUGGGCAGCGGGGCUAUGGACAGCGGCACCGAGUACCUGUCCGACUCCACGAGCGACAUGCCUGAGGUCACCAUGUCGCUCUGUGGCAGGGUGGUUGAUACCAGCCUCAUCAACAAAGAGAAAUUUAUGGAGCACCUGGUCAGCUUCCAGGACUUUGUACAGAACCCUGGAAUCAUUGAGGACCCCAAUCUUGUCAUCUGCAUCAACUCGAAGUAUUAUAACUGGGCUGUUGCUGCACCAAUGAUUCUGUCAAUGCAGGCUUUCCAGAAGACCCUGCCAAAGAGUGCUGUGGACAAGCUAGUGAAGAACAAGAUGCCAAAGAAGUCUGGAAGGUGGUGGUUUUCCUGGCGUCGGAGAGAUCUGGACACUAAACAGCCCGAGUCGAAGGAAGGCAAGACCGGAGAGCAGAUGGGGACGGCCACGGCUGAUGGGGGCGUCUCCUCCUCUCAGGCUAAGCAGGACGGCUCGUCCAGCGAGGACGACUUGGGAUCAGCCAGGGAACUGCGGCCGGGACAGCCCAUGAGCACAUCACAUUGCAUCAGCCAGAUGUACCGCAAGUCCCUGCGUCUCACCUCGGAGCAGAUCGCGCGCCUGAACCUGCGAGAGGGGGCGAACGAGAUUGUGUUCAGCGUGACCACUCAGUACCAGGGCACCUGUCGGUGUGAGGCCGCCAUCUACCUCUGGAACUGGGAUGACAAAAUCAUCAUCUCCGACAUCGAUGGCACCAUCACCAAAUCCGAUGCCCUGGGCCACAUCCUUCCUCAGCUGGGAAAAGACUGGACUCACCGAGGCGUUGCCAAGCUGUUCCACAAAAUCCACCAGAAUGGCUACAAGUUCCUGUACUGCUCAGCACGAGCUAUUGGCAUGGCUGACAUCACCAAGGGCUACCUGCAGUGGGUGAACGACAGGGGUGCCGUCCUGCCCAAAGGCCCCGUGCUGCUGGCUCCAAGCAGCCUGUUCUCCGCCCUGCACAGGGAGGUGAUAGAAAAGAAGCCAGAAGUCUUUAAAAUCGCCUGUCUGACGGACAUCAAGAACCUCUUCAGCCCACAGAAGCAGCCCUUCUAUGCAGCCUUUGGCAACAGGCCCAAUGAUGUUUACGCCUACAAGCAGGUAGGAGUUUCAGAGUCGAGGAUCUUCACUGUCAAUCCCAAGGGAGAGCUGAUCCAAGAGCAAACCAAGGGCAACAAGUCAUCGUACUCUCGUCUGAGUGAGCUCGUGGAGCAUGUUUUCCCCGUGCUCAUUAAGGGCAGGAGCUCAUCCUUCGACUGCCCAGACUUCAGCCAGUUUUCCUACUGGAGAGAGCCUCUGCCAGCCCUCGACCUCCGCGACCUUCAGUAGUCUUCUGUCUGUGCCACCCCUCCUGUAGUCCUGUGCGGCCACGGGCUGUCCCCCCAGUCUCCGUUCCCCUGCUGCAGGUCUCCAGGGGUCACUGUCCUGAGGAAUCUCAGUGAGGCCUCAUAAGUUGUUGUUUUUUUCCCAGCAUGCUGCUUGCAGCUCUUCUGUCCGCGACAGCCCAGAAAGCCCACAGAAAAACAGACAAAGGCUCUGAACUGGAUCCAGGUCCUCAGAGAGGUGGAACUUUUUGGCCGCAACAGGGCAGAUAUGUCGGUUUGGCCCGAGAGCAAUCUCCUGCCUCUCUCCUUCAGUCUGUACUGCCCAGCCCACCAGGGACAGUGGUGUGUUGACCUUCCUGUGUCUUAUCUCCUGCAGUAGACAGGCAAGAGUUGUUUUUUUGCUGUUGACAAUCCCAGGUUUUCAGGUUUGUUUUACAGAUAGCACCUUUUUUUUACUGAAACUGAAUUGUUUUGGGAUGUAUAAAAGGUUGUUGUUUCGUAUCAGUAGCCUCUACAGAAGCAGAAAGUAGGUGCAAAAAAUCCUUGGUAUAAUACUUUUAUACCAUCUGUCGGGAUUAUUUUUAAAGUGUAUUAAGUGAUUCCCCCCCCUCAUAGUUCACAAAACUGUCUUUGAGUCAGUACACGAGUGUAGUCCCAGUCUUUGUUCUACGUUCUGCUCAAACGAAGAAUAAUUGAUGAAUGAGAUUCCAGUCUCAUGAAUUGAAAUGAAUGAGUGAAACUUUUUCUUGGAAAUGCUAUAAAAUAAUAUAAAUGCUAUAAAACAUCUUGCUAAAAAUCUAAAGAAAAUGGCUACACAAAGAAACUGGGCCAAACAGAACAACUGGUCUGAGCCUUUCUUCCCCAAUACUGGCACAGAACAUAAAUGGAUGUACGCUCUCUGGCGCUGCUACAAUAAACUACUAUUCCUGAGAAAUAAAUACGCACAAUGUUCCAUAAUUGCUGCCCUUUUGUUCAGUUGAAAGUAUGUUGAUGUCUAAUCCUGAAGCAGACUUGUUGCACAGGUCUGAAGAUAACAAUUUGGUUUGAGGUAAACCGAGACGGAAAGUUUCGUGGAUCGACUCUGAAGUCUGGUUUCUUUAUGAAAGGUGAAUCGUUUUUCCUGCGCAACUGCCAUGCUACCUGCUACACUCGUAGAGUACGUCCGCAGGGUCCAGCAAGUGGAUUCAAUGUGCAGAAUUGACGAGAUAAAAUGACUAAAUUUGGUUAAAUUGGCAGCAAAGACUGGAGCUGUAGUGAAAACAUCUCUUGUCUGAAGACCUUCACCUGUGCCGUUUUGUAAAGCCAAAGCAUAAGCUUGACUAAACUGCAGGGAUCGAAGUGGAGAUGUGAGGCUGUCGAUAAAAGUACCUAGUGAUGCCGACACUGGUGUGCGCAUCAAACCAGCCCCCAAAUCCACAUCGGAUACUCUCAGGGACACAUCCCAGGGAGCCGGAGCAAGAGCCAGCUCUGUGCGGGACUGCUGUGUUUCCAGCCUGCUUUACUGUACGAGCUCAAGACCAUGAGUUCAUGAGACUAUCGGAAUAAAGGGCUUUAUUUCAAACGCAGCUGUAUUGCAUUGGUGUGUAAAGCGGAGGACUCUUCUUCUUGUGUGAGACGAUGUCAGAAGAGUUUGCAAAACAAGGAAAGCCUUUCAAACGUGUUCCCAUCCCGAGAUUGUCAUUUUAAGAACUAUCGAAAUUGCGUGCAGUGGGUUUCAGCAAGUGUGAUCUCUCCCUGUUGUGUUGUGGGGGGCUGCCUUCCUCCUUAGAGGAGAAAUACUGAAAGUGGAAAUAUCUGAUGCACUGGGAAGCUGAAUCCAGGAUUUCUCUGGCAAGAAAAGACACAAGUAUUGACCCCCUUUACACUUUGAGAACAAGGAAGAGUUCAUUGACCAAUAACUGUAGUUCAACAAACAUGAUCGUGGACUGAGUGGAUUCCACUAUUUGUGCAGCCACUGCUGUUGUCAGGCUGACUUCUUUGUUGUCAUUCAGACGGGAAGGACUGUCCAGGUACUGAACAUUUCUUUUUCUUGUAACUGCGGAAAAUGUAGAUUCAAGAGUGAUUUCUUUGCGCAGGGUUGCACAUUUAAGUCUAUGAAUACAAUUUUGACACUAACAGAGAAAAGUUGUUCAGUCCGGUGAACUGGCUCUGGGUAAACGGUUUUCAAUGUUUACUAAAAUUUCAUAUGCAAAAAAAA